AUGUCGACCACAUAUUACAUCUCAUUCGCCCUCUCCGCAGUCGUCGGUGGUUUGUCCGUCAUUGCCCUCGGCUACGUCUGGAGCUUCAUCCUGUGGCUGGGCAGGAAAUCCCUUGAAAUCUUUCCCACCCGCUACCAGCCGGCAGAGAAGCCAGAGGAUGAACAUAUUCAGAUACUCGUGGUGGGAGACAUUGGCAGAAGCCCGCGGAUGCAGUAUCACGCCCUGAGCGUUGCCAAACAUGGAAAAAAGGUCGACAUUGUCGGUUACAAGGAAACCGCUAGGCAUCCUGACCUCAUCGGCAAUCCCAACGUGACCGUCUAUCCUCUUGCUCCCCAGCCUGAAUGGAUUGCCUGGGGGACGCUGCCAUUUUUCCUCAACAUUCCCUCCAAGGUCAUCCAGCAGUUUUGGACCUUGUUCGCAACGCUCAUGUACACUGCGCCCCCUGCUCAGUGGAUCAUCAUUCAGAAUCCUCCCUCCAUCCCCACGUUUCACGUGGCGCUAUUCGUCGCCUGGGCUCGUGGUAGCAAAGUCAUCGUCGACUGGCACAACUAUGGCCACACCAUACUAGCCCAAAAGUCCCUACUCCGGCCUCUUGUGCCCUUUUACAAGUUCUACGAGAUGAAACUCGGGCGACACCUAGGAAACGCAAACCUCGCAGUCACAGACGCCAUGGCGAAGCAGCUCAAGGCCGGGGGUCGAUUCAACCUCAAGAACCCCGUUUACACGCUUCACGACCGGCCGGCCGAGAUUUUCCAGCCCAUUGUUUCUCCAGCCGCUCGACUGGAGUUUCUGUCACGCCUGCCAGAGACCAAAAAUCAUGCAAGGAAUAUCGUUGAUGGCAAUCUUCGUCUGAUUGUGAGCAGCACCUCCUGGACGGCGGAUGAAGACUUUGGCAUGCUGCUCGAUGCGCUGGUCGCCUACGCCACGCCCACCUCGGCACAAGAAGACAUUCCCCCCAUCCUCGCCAUCAUCACCGGCAAGGGCCCACAGAGGCAAGCCUACCUUGACAAGAUCAAGGAGCUCCAGGAUGGCGGCAAGCUCCCCGGCAUCCGCAUUCUCAGCGCCUGGCUGUCCAACCGAGACUAUGCCUCGCUGCUCGCCGCCGCCGAUCUAGGCAUCUCCUUACACAAAUCUAGCUCUGGGGUCGAUCUGCCGAUGAAGGUGGUGGACAUGUUUGGCGCGGGUCUCCCCGUGGCCGCCUAUGCCGGGUUUGAGAGCAUCGGGGAGCUGGUCAAGGAAGGGCAGAACGGCUGCGGCUUCGAGACGGUGGCAGAGCUCACGGAGAUUCUGAAGCGGCUGUUGAGUCUCGAGGGCGCAGAGGAGCUGACCAGGCUGAAGAAGGGGGCCAUUGAGGAGGGUUCACGGCGGUGGGACGAAGAAUGGGACAGUGUCGUCGGGCCAUUGAUAGGGGUACCCAACAAGUAG
Molecule: messenger RNA, 1425 nt
Organism: Trichoderma reesei QM6a
Lineage: Eukaryota; Fungi; Ascomycota; Sordariomycetes; Hypocreales; Hypocreaceae
Product: glycosyltransferase family 33
Exons: 3
Coding region: 1-1425 (474 amino acids)
Cellular component (GO): endoplasmic reticulum
Molecular function (GO): mannosyltransferase activity
Source: RefSeq, a predicted model, not a curated record